AGUAACAUCAACAGUGAGGACAAACCCAGCCUGCCUCUCUCCUUCCACACUGAGUCCAAACCUACAGUCACUGGGUCCUGAUUGUGACAGUGGAGCCCAGUUUGCACUGCAGGAUCCAGAGAUGGCAUCAGUGAAGCUGGAGGACUGCAGUCAAACACUGGAGCUGAAUGUCAACAUUAAAGAUGAAGAAGAAGAGGAGAAGAUUAGGACAACUGUUAGUCAUGGAGACCAUUUUGAGACAUGCUCUACAUCCAGAGAGCAACAGCAGGAAGAUCACAGAGCUAAGAGGUCUCAUCACUGCCCACAUUGUGAGGAGACUUUCCCAUUUCUAUCAAAGCUAAAAAUACACCUAAAAAUACACACAGGAGAGAAGCCUUACUCCUGCUCUGACUGUGGGGCGAGUUUCUCUCGACUGGAUACCUUAAAAACACACCAAGGUAUACAUACGGGAGAGAAGCCUUACUCCUGCUCUGACUGUGGGGCGAGUUUCUCUCGACUGGAUACCUUAAAAACACACCAACGUAUACAUACGGGAGAGAAGCCUUACUACUGCCCUGACUGUGGGGAGAGAUUCUCUCAAAAGACCAACUUAAAAACACACCAACAAAUACAUACAGGAGAGAAGCCUUACUCCUGCUCUGAUUGUGGGAAGAGUUUCUCUCGACUGGAUACCUUACAAACACACCAACGUAUACAUACAGGAGAGAAGCCUUACGUCUGCUCUGACUGUGGAAAAUGCUUCACAACGUCAACUGAUCUAAACGUUCAUCAGAGAACACACACAGGAGAGAAGCCUUUCUUCUGCCCUGACUGUGGAACUAGUUUCUCUCAACUUUCUAACUUAAAAAGACAUGAACGUAUACAUACAGGAGAGAAGCCUUACUCCUGCUCUGACUGUGUAAAAUAUUUCUCCCGAUUGGGUACCUUGAAAUCACAUGAACGUAUACAUACAGGAGAGAUGCCAUACUCCUGCUCAUACUGUGGAAAAUGUUUAAAAACAUUAAAUGAGCUAAAGGUUCAUCAGAGAACACACGCAGGAGAGAAGCCUUAUUCCUGCUCUGUGGAGGGGUGGGCGUGUAAGUCAAACGUCUAGCCAAAGGCUGCGUGUUUGAAUCUCAUCAAGGAGGACUUUAGCAUUUUAGCUAAUUAGCAACUUUGCAACUACUUACUACUUUUUAGCUAUGUUAGCAUGUUAGCUGACCUUUCCCCUAAACCAAUUUAACUCUACCUUAAACUCCUCACCCCUAACCAAGCUAAUGUUAGCAACAACAAAUUGGCAUUCGUAACAUUUCAUACAUAUUACAAGUUCGGAAACAUAUUGUAUGAAUAGCAAUGCGUAAAAUAACAUACAAAUUGUAAUUCGUAACAUUUGAUACGUCCUACAAGUCGUAUUAUACUGAACAACAAUCUAAACACAACAAUUUCAAAGAUUUACAGUUUUUAUAAGGAAAGAAGUCAAUUGAAAUAAAUAAACGAGGCCCUAAUCUAUGGAUUUCACAUGACUGGGCAGGGGCUCAGGCUUGGGUGGGACUUGGGAGGGCAUAAGCCCACUUGGGAGCCAGGCCCAGCCAAUCAGCAUGAGUUUUUCCCCACAAAAGGUCUUUAUUACAGACAGAAAUACUACUCAGCCCCCUCCCAGACAAUCCUAAAGGUGAAGAGGUCCUGGGCUGCCGUGGUUACAUGUGAUCUGCAGUUGUGAGGCCGGUUGGAUGUACUGGCAAAUUCUCUAAAAGGAUGUUAGAGGUGGCUUAUGGUAGAGAUAUAAAUAUUGAGUUCUCUGCCAACAGCUCUGGUGGACAUUCCUGCAGUCAUCAUGAGAAUUGCACAUUCCCUAAACUUGAGACAUCUGUGACAUUGUGUUGUGUGGCCUUUUAUUGUCACCCAGCACAAGAUUAUCUUGACAAAGGCUGAAAUGCUCACUAACAGGGAUAUAAACAAAUGUGUUAACAACAUUUGAGAGAAAUAACCUUUUUGUGCAAAUGGAACAUUUCUGGAAUUUUUUACUUCAGUUCAUGAAACCAACACUUUACAUGUUUUGUUUAAAUUUUUGUUCAGCUUAUAUUGGUAGGCCAAUGUAAUGUAACAUACUAAAUGG
Messenger RNA from Salvelinus fontinalis (brook trout), 2095 nucleotides. Its product is annotated as gastrula zinc finger protein XlCGF7.1-like. The record is from RefSeq and is a predicted model, not a curated record. Bases 122 to 1093 code for a protein of 323 amino acids. Gene Ontology annotation, molecular function: RNA polymerase II cis-regulatory region sequence-specific DNA binding; DNA-binding transcription factor activity. Gene Ontology annotation, biological process: regulation of transcription by RNA polymerase II. The transcript is spliced from 2 exons. NCBI's taxonomy places the organism in Eukaryota, Metazoa, Chordata, Actinopteri, Salmoniformes, Salmonidae.